CUACCUUGUUCCUGUAAUACCAAGCCUCCGUCCUGACUACUUGUGGGUUAUUCCGAGGGACAUCAGCUGUACAUCCUACGCGGCCAUACUGACUGGUCUUCAGAAAACGUUGACGUUUCUGCUGCCAAUGGAGCUGUCAAUGGGCAUCAAAUCAAGUAUGGAGUUCCUGAGAGAGACCUUCCCACGCUGCUCAACAUCAUAUUCCUUCACGUGCAAGGAGACAGCUGUUGAUGAGAACCUCAUCUGUGCUGCAGUCAAUAGAUCACAGCUCCAACAAACACUGGCAACCGACAACUCCUCUACAGCUCUGUGCUCUUUUACCAUCACUGAACAUGCCUGUUCUGUGGCUGACCAGCUUGCAGCGCAAAGCCUGGCCACACUGUUAAAAUGCUCGUUGGAAAGCCAUACGACAUACCCGGUGGAAGUCUGGAAGCUCUUCUUUCAAAAAGUCUCUCCCGCUCUGGAUGAGGCUCUUGAGACGUUUGCCACCGUGACCCCCAACAACAGCAGCCCAGCCGUAUCGAACGCCCUUGAUGCCCUGAGAGAGGCGAGACUAGCCAACCUCAGCAAUGCACAGCUACAGAGUGGCACUUUCAUUGGUGAUCUGGUCCAGCGAAACAUUGGUCCGUUCCUGGCCUCCCCAUCCACAAACUUCCUGUUCUGCCUUAGCUCCUACAACUUCAGCUGCCUGACCUACCAGAUUGUUGUCAAGGGGUUAAGCAACCAAAGGGAGCUCAUGAACAGCAGCAAGCAACAGGCAGUCUUUACUUAUUUCAUCAAACCAUUCCUUUCAAGAGUGGGAACACCAGAUGCUGGCUGCACCUCAUCUACUAAUGGGAGUCAGGAAUGGCUACAGGCAAACCUUGGCGGCUUUGCUUCUUUUGCAACCAUCCAAGAGUUGCAAACCCUCAACCCACACUUGUCUACUACUGAAGUAUUGUCAGAACUGGCUCCCUCUCAAGUGGCACAGCUUCUUAUGAGCGUAGGGAGCUCAGACGCCACCACUCUUAUUGAUCUUGUCUUUGAGCGACUUGAAAAGGGUGACGCUCUUGAAAACCUAGAUGACUUCCUGACGCAGCUCACGCUAAACGGACAGGUUCCACAAUUCCAGACGGCCGUUCGAGAUGCUGUGAUGACCAGAGCCUUUUACAUCCUAAGCCUACGUUUCUCAACCUUCAGCAAAGAAGAUUUUUAUCUUUGGUUCCAUGUGAAACUGGUUUCCAUCCUUGCCAGUUUCACUCCACAGAUGCUACACAGCACAAUAUCCAGCCUGAGCUGCACAAACUACCAUGUUGUUGUGGGAGGGUUCGCCAAAGUGUUUCCUGCCAUACCCCCGCGCAGACGGCAAGAGAUCACCAAUGUUCUGCUGGGCUAUCUGAAAAGCUCUGCCAGCGUCAUCAACAAGCCCGGUAAGAAUGAAAGAGGGACCCUGGCCCAAGGAUUUAAAAUGUAG
Fundulus heteroclitus (mummichog) is the source of this 1453-nucleotide messenger RNA. RefSeq lists its product as uncharacterized. The coding region runs from base 128 to 1453 and encodes 441 amino acids. The record is from RefSeq and is a predicted model, not a curated record. NCBI's taxonomy places the organism in Eukaryota, Metazoa, Chordata, Actinopteri, Cyprinodontiformes, Fundulidae. The transcript has 13 exons.